Messenger RNA from Portunus trituberculatus (swimming crab), 1396 nucleotides. RefSeq names its product Parkinson disease protein 7-like. The coding region runs from base 143 to 712 and encodes 189 amino acids. The record is from RefSeq and is a predicted model, not a curated record. NCBI's taxonomy places the organism in Eukaryota, Metazoa, Arthropoda, Malacostraca, Decapoda, Portunidae. Gene Ontology annotation, biological process: protein deglycation, glyoxal removal; guanine deglycation, glyoxal removal. Gene Ontology annotation, molecular function: protein deglycase activity. The transcript is spliced from 5 exons. Gene Ontology annotation, cellular component: nucleus; cytosol.
UCAAGAUCAAGAUCACUGGCACUACAUCACAUCGCAGGCUCGCAGCAGCGGCGGCACCCGGCAACAGGACUCAGGAAGGUGACCCAGGACACUGCGUCUUCUGCUGAUAUUAGAUCCCCUGUGAAGAUUACCAUCUAAUACGAUGGCGGAAAAGACUGCCCUGGUUCUUCUGGCAGAGGGAGCCGAGGAAAUGGAGGCCGUCAUUUCCAUUGACGUGCUGAGGAGGGGUGGAGUUAAGGUAACAGUUGGUGGCAUUGAUGGCAGUGGUAGUGUGCUGUGCAGUAGGGAUGUGGUGAUGCUGCCUGACAUGUCCCUGGAGGAGGCUGUGGCAAAGGGUCCUUAUGAUGCUGUAGUUAUUCCAGGAGGAUUGAAGGGAGCUGAAAAUAUUGCUCAGAGUGCAACUGUGAAAUCUCUGUUAGAAGAGCAAGAAAAAGCCGGGAGGGUGAUUGGUGCUAUUUGUGCAGCUCCUGCAGUUAGUUUGGCUGGUAUUGGCAUUGGACAGGGAAAGAAAAUGACAUGCUAUCCUGCCCUCAAGGACAAGCUGACAGGAUCUGGGAAACAUACUUUUGAGGAUAAGAAAGUCGUCAUUGAUGGUCAGUUCAUCACAUCCCAGGGACCUGGAACAGCUUUUGACUUUGGACUUGCUCUGGUGGAGAAGUUGGUAGAUUCUGAAAAGAGAGCAGCUACUGCCAAGGCAAUGCUGCUUCAGUAGAUAGUACCAAAAGUGCUCAUUGUGUACUUGUUUUUCUUUCUCUGAAGAGAACAGUUUACAAUGAAUGUAUAAGAUUUUCUUAGAUGGCUUAUUACAUUUGAUGGCUUAUUACCUUUUGCUUACCUUUUGAAUUUUGAAGGUAUCAUAUAGCACUCUUUGGCUCAUUAAGAAUAUAAUUGACUUUUUUUAUUUUAUUCUACUUUUGUUAUUCUGAUUUAAUUUUGUUCUGAUGGUAUUCAAAAAUUUUCUGCCAUUGAAAAUAGCCUAAAAAUCUUGUAUAGGACUAUAUAUAUAUAUAUAUAUAUAUAUAUAUAUAUAUAUAUAUAUAUAUAUAUAUAUAUAUAUAUAUAUAUAUAUAUAUAUAUAUAUAUAUAUCAGCUGGUCCUCAUUUUUUUUGCCUUAUUUUUUUUUUUAUUUAUUCAUCUAUAUAUUGAUUUUGUUUAUUAUUUGACAAGGCUUUAGUAUUAAACUUCUGGAUAUCAAAUUACUUUUUUUCUUGUUUAAUUGGUCAUUUCUUAAUGAAAGCAUGAAAUACUUUCAUGAAUUCAGUCUGCUUGACACUACAAAUGACUAAUGGGCUAAGUUUGUUUCUGUAUACUUUAUCAUAACUGUGAUACUGGUGGAAGACAGCUGCAGUAAGAAACAUGAUAUAUGUUCAGGUUUUCAGUAAAAUAUUAAAGCAAA